Messenger RNA from Parastagonospora nodorum SN15, 405 nucleotides. RefSeq lists its product as hypothetical. The record is from RefSeq and is a predicted model, not a curated record. The transcript is spliced from 2 exons. Lineage: Eukaryota; Fungi; Ascomycota; Dothideomycetes; Pleosporales; Phaeosphaeriaceae. The coding region runs from base 1 to 405 and encodes 134 amino acids.
AUGGAAGACCCGGCUCACCGACACUUCGACAUAUGCGGAGUCUACUCAAUCAUGGACCAGCGCUUCACUCUACUUGUGAAAUUGUCAUCGUCAACCCGAGAGCCGAUAGCGCAAGUCUCCCGCGGCAUCUCUCAACCAGCCAUCGCUUUCUGGCUGACUUGCCAUCCCAACACGCUUCCCAUCCGCCACGUCCGCACUCGCGCUCGUGCAUGUCCGAUCCGCGUUCCCGUCAACGGUACGCGCCGCCAGAAUCGGAACCUGCUCCCUGCGCUCGAGACACUUAUGCCUCGUCGCUGUUUGGGAGGCGGACGCAGCGAUGGGGAGGGAGUGGCUGGUGGGGAGUUGAGGGAGGUUGUGAUCGAGAUCCGAAAUGGCUUCGGAGUAGAGCCCCGGUACCCAGCAUGA